AUGGCGGCGGCCGGUGCGGUCGGUCCGGUGGCGAACGUCUUCCCGUUCCGCGAUGCCCGCGCCGCGCCAGACCCUGUGCUGGAGGCCGGCCCGGGUGCUCUCGGCCCACUGCCGGUGCCACUCGUGCUGGACAACGGGUCGUUCCAGGCCCGCGCCGGCUGGGCAUGCCCUGGACCGGACCCGGGCCCCGAGCCGCGGCUGCAGUUCCGCUCCGUGUGCGCCCGCGGGCGGGGCGGGGCUCGGGGCGGGGCGGGCCCGCAGGUGGGCAACGCGCUGGGCAGCCUGGAGCCGCUGCGCUGGAUGCUGCGCUCACCCUUCGACCGCAACGUACCGGUCAACCUGGAGCUGCAGGAGCUGCUGCUGGACUACAGCUUCCAGCACCUGGGUGUCUCCUCACAGGGCUGUGUUGAUCAUCCCAUAGUUUUGACAGAAGCUGUGUGCAACCCACUGUACUCUCGACAAAUGAUGUCUGAGCUUCUUUUUGAGUGCUAUGGGAUUCCUAAGGUUGCGUAUGGAAUAGACAGCCUCUUCAGCUUCUACCACAAUAAGCCAAAGAACUUGAUGUCCAGUGGGCUCAUCAUUUCCUCUGGAUACCAGUGUACACAUAUUUUGCCCAUCUUAGAAGGGAGGUUAGAUGCUAAAAACUGCAAACGCAUCAAUCUGGGAGGAAGCCAAGCAGCUGGCUACCUCCAGCGCCUCCUGCAGCUGAAGUACCCUGGGCACCUGGCAGCCAUCACAUUGAGCCGCAUGGAGGAGAUCCUGCACGAGCACAGCUACGUUGCUGAAGAUUAUGUGGAAGAACUGCAGAAAUGGCGGUGCCCUGAUUAUUAUGAAAACAACGUCCACAAGAUGCAGCUCCCGUUUUCCAACAAGCUCCUAGGCAGCACUCUGAGCUCCGAGGAGAAGCAGGAAAGGCGGCAGCAGCAGCUGCGGCGCCUGCAGGAGCUCAACGCCCGCCGGCGGGAGGAGAAGCUGCAGCUGGACCAGGAGCGGCUGGACAGACUGCUUUACGUGCAGGAACUUCUAGAGGACGGCCAGAUGGAUCAGUUUCACAAAGCUCUGGUGGAGCUGAACAUGGACUCCCCAGAAGAGCUGCAGUCCUACAUCCAGAAGCUCAGCUCGGCGGUGGAGCAGGCGAAGCAGAAGAUCCUCCAGUCAGAAGUCACCCUCGAGGUGGAUGUGGUGGACAGCAAGCCAGAGACCCCUGACCUGGAGCAGCUUGAACCGUCUCUGGAAGAUGUGGAAAGCAUCAAUGAUUUUGAACCCUUGUUUUCAGAGGAAACCCCAGAAGUGGAGAAGCCAGUCACCACUGUCCAGCCCGUGUUUAACUUGGCAGCCUACCAUCAGCUGUUUGUUGGGACAGAAAGAAUUCGAGCUCCAGAAAUUAUCUUCCAGCCGUCCCUCAUAGGGGAGGAGCAGGCUGGGAUAGCGGAGACCCUUCAGUACAUCCUGGACAGGUACUCAAAGGACAUUCAGGACCUGCUUGUUCAGAAUGUUUUCCUCACUGGUGGAAACAUGAUGUACCCUGGGAUGAAAGGUAGAAUCGAGAAGGAGCUGUUGGAGAUGAGGCCCUUCCAGUCUGCUUUUAAGGUUCGGCUUGCUUCCAACCCCGUGCUAGACGCCUGGUAUGGCGCUCGGGACUGGGCCUUGGACCACCUGGACGAUGACGAAGUCUGGAUCACCAGGAAAGAGUAUGAAGAGAAGGGGGGAGAGUACCUCAAGGAACACUGUGCGUCCAACAUCUAUGUCCCCAUCCGUCUGCCCAAGCAGGCCUCACGCUUCUCAGACACACAGGCCCCCGGCAAAGGCUCCGGGACCAGUGGGGGCAGUGCUGGCGAGCAGGCGUAGCUGGCACCCCCAGGAUCUGGGGCCGUAGUGGCCAGUGUGGAGGAUGGUGGCUGUACUAGCUGGGUCUUCCCUGAGCCUGCUGGCAGCGCUGGGCUACGAGGUGGAUUUCUCCUGGGGAGAACAGUAAGGGACCCUGGAAAUUACCCUCCUGAACUGCAUUCACCUGGGGGCUCCUGCCGUGAAGAGACUUUCUGGUCUUUGCUGAACCAAGGAUGAGCUGUGGCCUCAGCUUCCCGCAGCAGUAAAUGAAGACGGAAUGGAGGACAGGGCUGUACAAGAUGUAAAAAGUUUAUUUCUUCAUUUAAAAAAUCCUUCAAAAUUUAUAUUAUCCAUGUAGCUCUUUUUCUGACUUAAUUCAGAAAUUGUGUGAACGUCCAGCAGGUGGAGACCUUUCACAUGUGAAUAAGGAAAAGGUAAUGUUGGUUUAACAAAGCAAUCACCCAUGAGA
This is a messenger RNA of Neogale vison (American mink), 2296 nucleotides long. RefSeq names its product actin related protein 5 (gene ACTR5). The record is from RefSeq and is a predicted model, not a curated record. Bases 1 to 1848 code for a protein of 615 amino acids. Gene Ontology annotation, biological process: regulation of DNA-templated transcription. NCBI's taxonomy places the organism in Eukaryota, Metazoa, Chordata, Mammalia, Carnivora, Mustelidae. The transcript is spliced from 9 exons. Gene Ontology annotation, cellular component: Ino80 complex; cytoplasm.